AUGCCUACAAAUGAAGAAGUUCGGAAAUUUCUGUAUGAUGAGGGGAUGAAACAGCGUAAAAAGAUAUUCGGGGAUGCGUUUGUUGAUAACGCACUUUCCGGAAUCUCGGAUUUUUCACGAGCCGGUCAAGAAUUGGUGACUGAGGCAGCUUUUGGAACGAUUUGGACACGUCCGGGCCUCUCGCAUAAGGAGCGAUCCCUUAUUUGCGUUACACUCACCGCCGCAAUGAGCAAAGAGGUGGAAUUGACUGCGCAUAUACGGGGAGCGUUAAACAAUGGACUGACAGAAGAGGAGUUGAACGAAUUUAACCGAAUUACAUCAUUGUAUGCUGUCAGGGAGGUUAUGUUGCAAAUUAUGGUAUACUGUGGUGCACCAGUGGGGAUGGUUGCUUUCCGGGUCGCUGAUGCUGCGAUUCAGAAGUGGAAGGCCGAGCAAGGAAAAUGA
Messenger RNA from Fomitiporia mediterranea MF3/22, 444 nucleotides. RefSeq names its product carboxymuconolactone decarboxylase. Gene Ontology annotation, molecular function: peroxiredoxin activity. The coding region runs from base 1 to 444 and encodes 147 amino acids. NCBI's taxonomy places the organism in Eukaryota, Fungi, Basidiomycota, Agaricomycetes, Hymenochaetales, Hymenochaetaceae. The transcript has 4 exons. The record is from RefSeq and is a predicted model, not a curated record.